Trypanosoma grayi is the source of this 1335-nucleotide messenger RNA. RefSeq names its product putative 2-oxoisovalerate dehydrogenase alpha subunit. Bases 1 to 1335 code for a protein of 444 amino acids. The record is from RefSeq and is a predicted model, not a curated record. Gene Ontology annotation, molecular function: oxidoreductase activity, acting on the aldehyde or oxo group of donors, disulfide as acceptor. Lineage: Eukaryota; Euglenozoa; Kinetoplastea; Trypanosomatida; Trypanosomatidae. The transcript has a single exon. Gene Ontology annotation, biological process: branched-chain amino acid catabolic process.
AUGUUUCGGGCCUCACUGUGUCUGCGUCGGGCCCUCGAUGAGGCCCUCACAAAGGUGCAGAAGGUGUGGAAUAUGGACUUUGCUGGCACACCAACGACGAAAGACCUCAUGUUUUACGAGAAACCAGCGUCGUCCACGCCCCUCUACCACGUGGUGGACCUUGACGGCACAGUUGUUAGCCCGACUGGUGAGCCGGAGGUGCCGAAGGAAGUGUUGGUGAAAAUGAUGGAGACGAUGCUGCGGCAACACACGAUUGAUGCCAUGUUGAUGAAGGCGCAGCGGCAGGGCCGCAUUGCAUUUUACUUGACGUGCUUUGGCGAGGAAGCCGCAGUCGUUGGCGCCGCAGCUGCGCUACAGAUCUGUGACGAGGUCUUCCUGCAGUAUCGUGAGGCCGCCCUCCUAACGUACCGUGGCUAUACUAUUCAAGAGAUGGUGGCGCAGUGUAUUGGCAACGUUGAGAACGAGAUGAAAGGGCGCCAGAUGCCUAUUCACUACGGCUCACGCAAGCUGAAUGUGCACAUGAUUAGCUCACCUCUGGCAACACACGUCCCGCACGGGACAGGCGCUGGCUAUGCCUUUCGUCUUGAGAACGAGCAGCAGAAGGAUGCCAGCAAAAAGCGCAUCGCCGCAGUGUUCUGUGGUGAGGGUGCCACAAGCGAGGGGGACUUCUAUGCCGGUCUCAACUUCGCUGCGGCGAUGGGCUCGAACACGCNGUUCUGUGGUGAGGGUGCCACAAGCGAGGGGGACUUCUAUGCCGGUCUCAACUUCGCUGCGGCGAUGGGCUCGAACACGCUUUAUGUCGUGCGCAACAACGGGUACGCCAUCUCCACCCCCACGCGAUCGCAGUACUGUGGCGAUGGCGUUCUUGCACACGGCACAAGUUGCGGUAUCCCCUCCGCACGUGUGGACGGCCACGACGUGUUGGCGGUGAUACAGACAGUGCGCCGCGCCCGUGACAUAAUUCUCACCACGAACCGGCCUGUGCUUGUGGAGGCCAUGACGUACCGCGUCUCGCACCACUCCUCUUCCGACGACAGCUUGGCGUACCGGUCCCGGGACGAAGUGGAAUACUUCGCCAAGACGCUUUCGCCUAUCGCCCGUUUUGAGAAGUACAUGAUGAAGAAGGCACUGUGGAGCCCUGCGCAGUCGGAGGCGUUGGUGCAGCAGGUGCGGCAGGAGGUGCUCGAGGAGCUGCGGCGGCAGGAGAAGCUGCCCAUGUGGCCGCUAGAGACGCUGCACGACGAUGUCUACAAGAUCAUGACACCGGAGUUGCGAGAGGCGCAGCGUGAGUUGGAGGAACACUACGCGCGCAACAGCGAGUUGUACAAGGAGUGA